CCAUUGUACUCUCAUCUCUCUGGCCAAUCCCAUCUCAUCCGUCAGUGUAUGCCUUCACUGUGCAUCUCCUGAAGUGAAUGUCUUUUGGGUUGUUAGUGCUUCACCAGAAGUGCAGUCUUGAAUUAGCACAAUGGAAGUGACUUUAAAAUGUAUUUUUUUGAGAGCAAUGCUGGUGAUUUUAGCUCUAAUUGGAGGAUAUGCUCUGGGAUUUUUUGUGAUGUUUAUCUUCGCUUUAUUGCCAUUUGCAACUAUUGGGAUGUUGGGGAUUUUGGCAUUAGUGAUCACGCUGGUGGUCGUGUUUGGAGUGGUUGUACCUUUACGCCAACGCCGGGUGGUUUGUGUCAGUGUAAUCACUCCAGCCUGAGUAUGGAGAAUCUGGACCAAGAGGAGAUGGAGAGGUUGCUGUUUGGGGCUCUGGGGGUGCGUGGUGGGGGGAGGGACCCCCGUCGGGCCCCCAUCACCCAAUACCAGGUGGAGUCGCUUCUGUCACUCACUGAGGAGGAGGUGGGCUCUCAGCCACAGAUCUUCCCUCUAUUGGAGGAGCAGGCGUCUCAGAUGCAGAGCUGCAGUGCUUCAGCUCCUGCCCUCUGUGUGUCUCCCAGCAAGCAGAUGCCUCCUCAUUACCACACAUCAGGCUCCUCUCUCCGAUCUGUGUUUGGAGGAUCCACACAGAGUGUGGAUGCAGACAGUGAACUGGGCUCUGUGUUGUGGGGGAGAGAGGGGAGAACGGAGGGCCAAGCCGGACUCAGGGAGGAGAAGGGGGACAAGACCGGGAGCCCCCUUGGCCGAACGUUCAGCUUCCUGCGCAAGAUGGCCGGGAAUCGCAAGAACAAAGAGAAGGAGCGCAUGAAGGAGCGCGAGAAGGAGGCGCGCGAGAGGGAGGCGCGCUACAGCAAUGGCCACCUCUUCACCUCCCUCACGGUGUCGGCCACCACCCUCUGCUCUGCCUGCAACAAGAGCAUCACGGCCAAGGAGGCGCUCAGCUGUCCCACCUGCAAUGUCACCAUCCACAACCGCUGUCGAGACACACUGCCCAACUGUGCCAAAAUGAAACAAAAGCAACAGAAGUUGGCCCUGGUGCGCAACAGCUCAGCCCUCCAGAACGUCGCCCUGCGCUCCAAAACUCCCAUGAUGAAGGAGAGGCCCAGCUCAGCCAUCUACCCCUCAGAAAGCAUUAGGCAGUCUCUGCUUGGAGCCCGACGGGUCCGCUCCGGACUCUCACUCUCCAAGAGUGUCUCCACCAAUAACAUCGCAGGGAACUUGAAUGAUGACUCCCCACUGGGCCUGCGGAGGAUCCUGUCUCAGUCCACAGACUCUCUGAACUUCAGGAACAGAGCCAUGUCCAUGGAGUCGCUGAACGAUGAGGGUGAGACGUACUACGCGUCUGUGCUGGAGGAACUGGCGAAGGAGGGCCGUGACUUUGUGGGUGACUCCUGGAGCAUGGCCGUCGACUCCUCCUACCUGCAGACGCACCGCAAAGAUAUUAUCAAGCGUCAGGACGUCAUCUACGAGCUGAUCCAGACAGAGCUGCACCAUGUGCGGACGCUGCGGAUCAUGGAGCUGUUCCGGCGGGGCAUGCUGGAGGAGCUGAUGCUGGAGCCGGGCGUGGUGCAUGCCAUCUUCCCCUGCCUGGACCGGCUGCUGGACCUGCACCAGCGCUUCGUCUCACAGCUGCUCAUGAGGAAGAACCACAGCCUGGCCCCCGGCAGCAGCACCAACUUCACCAUCCACCAGCUGGGAGACGUGCUGUUGGAACAGUUCUCAGGCCAAUAUGCUGAUGAAAUGAGGAAGUCCUAUGCUGAGUUCUGCAGUCGCCACCUAAAGGCUGUCAAACUCUACAAGGAGCUCCUGGCCAGAGACAAGAGAUUCCAGCAGUUCAUACGGCGGAUUAGCAGGGGACCCCUGUUGCGUCGCCAUGGUGUCCAAGAAUGCAUCCUGCUGGUCACACAGCGCAUCACCAAGUACCCAGUCCUCAUUCAGCGUAUCCUGGACAACACAAAAGGGAGUGAGGAGGAGUCGGAGUCACUGGCACAGGGGCUGACGCUGCUGCGGGAGCUGCUCAGCUCGGUGGACCAGCAGGUGCAGGAGCUGGAGCAAACGCAGCGGUUGCAGGAGAUCCGCGCCCGGCUGGACCCCCGUGCCGAAACCGAGGUGCGGGGCGGCGGUGUGUUCCGCGGCAGUGAGCUGCUCCGGCGCAGGCUGGUGCACGAGGGCACGCUGCUGUGGAAGACGGCCAACUCGCGGCUCAAAGAUGUUCAAGUCCUGCUGAUGACGGACAUCCUGGUGUUCAUGCAAGAAAAAGACCAGAAGUACUUCUUCCCCUGUCUGGAUAAGCCCGCAGUGCUGUCGCUGCAGAAUCUGAUCGUUAGGGACAUAGCCAAUCAGGAGCGAGGCAUGUUCCUCAUCAGUGGGUCCACCCCCCCAGAGAUGUACGAACUGCACGCCGCAUCCAAAGACGUCAGGAAGAGCUGGAUGCGCAUCAUCCAGCAGACAGUCAGCUGCUGCCCGUCCAGAGAGGACUUCCCCCUCAUUGAGACGGAGGACAAGGCUUUACUCCGCCGGCUUAGAGCUGACAUCCAGCAGAAAGACCGUGAGGUGUUGGAGCUCCUGCAGGAGCGGGUGACCCUCUUCGGUGACCUGGCCGAGGUCACCAGCACCCAGGAGGUCACGGUCCCCAACAACAACAGAAACCUCUUCAGGGCGGACACACCCCACGCGCCACCAGCGGAGAAGAUCCUCACUGACGCCAUUGCCGAAGUGGAUAGAUUGAGCGAGUUGCUGCUAGGCUCUACCAUUGAGCUCCCUCACUCAAGCAGUUCCAAUGGUGAACCGAACCACACAGGGGCGCCAGUGAGCAAUGGAGAGACAAUUUCAGUCAAUGGCACACAUGAUGUGAACAGCGCAAAGCAGGACAGAAAUGGUAACCAGCUGCACAACAGGACACCCAAUGAGGAGGUAUGCCAAAGACUGGUAAACCUAAGCACGCAGCUACACACACUACAGGCUGCAGUCAUCCGACAGGACUCCAUCUUGGAGCUCUGCUUACGUGAAGGCUCCAUGCCCACCUCCACCCCAACCACCCCGGUGCCCCUGCCAGGCUGCCCGCCGUCACGGCUCAGCCGCUCCAUGUCUCGCGAUACCGGGAUGGACGCCAGCAGCCCUGGGUCGGGGUCCAGCAGCGCCUCUGGUGGCGACUUUGCCCUGCUCCAGCGGCAGAACAGCAUGCUGCAGGAGGAGGUGGGGCGGCUGCGCUCAGCCGAAGCCAAGCUGAAGGACAGCGAGAAGGUCCGCGCCGAGCUGGAGCAGAAGCUCCGGGACACGCAGGAUGGGGCAGCGGCCACCGUUGUCACAGGACAGCACGAGACAGAAGCCACAACGCCACAGACGGCUCCAACCCAGCGACGAAGCAGCAAUGGAGAUGCUGCCCCUCUCGCUCCGCUUGCCUCCCAGGAACCCAUCGACCAGCUAGACGGCCUUCAGGAGGGCAGUGAGGAUGACGAGAACUCCGAGGAUGAGGACGAGGAGAUACAGAUCACGUCCCGGUCUGACAGUCCCCGAGAUCUUCAAGACAUUCCUGAGGAGAGUGAAUGUGGACCAGAGGCCCGGGAAUCAGAGGGAAAUCCUGGGGAGUCUCAGAGUUAACGUUAGUCCCAGAUCCUCAAAGCCAUGGAGGUGACGCAAGGGCUGGACCUAGUCUCAACCGCCAUACAAAAUAUCUAAAGGACUCUAUCAAUGUAUCUAUGGCUUUAUCCAUUCUGGAACCAUGUAUGUUAUGUAUCUCACUAUGCUAUCGUAUAAUAUAGCUGACUUGUUGUGUUUUGGUUCGUUAUUAAUUAACAUGUUAUUUCUUGAUGUCUAAAAGCAGACUUCCGUCGUAUUCCAUGAAUUUAUCUUCACCAUGUUUUCACUGCUGUUUUCUUUAAGGAAAGAGGGAUGUAUUUUGGGGGAAAUUUGUAAAGGAGACAUUUCCUAUCCAGCUAGACAUCUGAUGGAAAAAAUCAUCAGAACUUAAAGGUCCUCUUCAUGUAAUCAUUAGAUAACAUUACCCAGCAGUGUUUUUAUGUGAAGAGUCAAUACCCCUUCCUGGGUAGGAUUUGGCCUGUGGUGGACAUAAUAAUCAUCAUGGAUGCAGGAAUGAAGCUUUAUGCUGCAGUGGACUGUAUAUAAAUGCCAGAUCUCAUGUGGGGCCACUCCUGGCGCCAGCUCCUCUUAACCACAAACACUUGAAAACAAUUCCUUUGCUUUUCAAUGACCAAAAUAUUUCAGUUAUUUGUAUCUGAAGAGGAGGUCAUAGGAGGGGCAAUGACUUUGGUUUUCAAAUGAAGGAGAGACCUAUUCAGAGUGUGGGUUCUUAAGAUAAACCAAAGUCGAUUGCCAUGUCUUCAACGAGGAAAAAAAAGCAAUGGAGUAAUUUCACAAGGAAAACUUGACGUAACCAACUUGACUGAUUUCAGUGUGUACAGUAGAUCUGAAGCGCUGAUGUCAAACCUCAACAUUAACUAGUGUUGUGUCAGUGUAGCAGGUUGGUGCUCCGCUGUAUUUUUAAACUGUUCAUUUUUGACGUGAGAACCUGGUCUCUUCUACUGUUGGAGAAACCAGUCUGUUAUCCUCUGUCUUAAAACCAGACCAAAUUUGUCAAGAGGAUACGUGUAAACAGAAUGUCCCUAAUUAAAUGUUCUGUCAAAUGUUUGACAUUGUUAUACUGGAAAUUACUAGUGUAGAGAUGACACAACAGUAGUGUAUUUGUAAGAUGCUUACUUUAUGGCAUACAAAAAAAGAGAAACUACAGUAGUGUUUCCCACUCUAUAUUAUAUUAUAUAUAAGUCUUUGUCUGUAUAAAAAUUUGAAUUGUCAUGGGGAAAAAGAUUUUGUGGAAUUUUUAAACUGUGAUGUAAUUUUAUUGUUUUUAUUUUUGUUUUUAUCGACUUACAAACUUUGCUCUUAUGUCUUGUUCAUAAAUAUUGCUUAAAUUAUUUGUCUUGUCUGGCAUUUCCCUUGCAUGCACCACAGCACCAAGUCAGACUUAAAAGUCCUUUUUAUGUUGGAAAUAUGAAAACUUUUAUUCAAAAGGGUAUUUGUCAAAAGAACCAGGCUACCUAAACUCACUUUUCAAUUAAAAUAAUAAUAAUAAAGAGAAAACAGAAUUCA
Clupea harengus (Atlantic herring) is the source of this 5148-nucleotide messenger RNA. It is a transcript of the gene arhgef2b, whose product is annotated as Rho/Rac guanine nucleotide exchange factor 2b. Gene Ontology annotation, cellular component: ruffle membrane; cytoskeleton. Gene Ontology annotation, biological process: cell morphogenesis; positive regulation of neuron differentiation; actin filament organization. The record is from RefSeq and is a predicted model, not a curated record. Gene Ontology annotation, molecular function: guanyl-nucleotide exchange factor activity; microtubule binding. Lineage: Eukaryota; Metazoa; Chordata; Actinopteri; Clupeiformes; Clupeidae.